UGACAUUCAUCGUUGAUUACACGGUCUGGUACACACAGAUUGUCGGUAACCGACAGGGUAAGUGUACGCUUCAAAUAUUCAGGAAUGAAAUUUAAUGAUACAAGAUGAAGGUAAUAGCGGCGGGUUUCCCUAAAACUGGAACGAAAUCUGUUUGCAAAGCCCUGCGAACUUUGGGAUAUACAGUCUAUGAUUUCGAAGAAAACUCUACCUAUUUAGCUGACGACUGGGCUCAGAUUUUACACCAUGGAUGGACAACAGAACAUUUCCAGAAAAUGUAUAAAGAUAUUGACGCUGUAACUGACUACCCGGCGUGUUGCUUCUGGGAAGAAAUCUAUAAAGCUUUUCCAGAUUCAAAGAUUAUUUUAAUGAUCAGAGAUGAUGAAGAAUCCUGGUUCACGAGUGCAGCAAAUCAAAUACGAGAGGGUGAGAGCAAGAUGAUCUUGCGACUAUUCACUUUUGAUAUCUCCGACAGGAAACAGAAUGAUGGUAGAAUUGCUUUUGGGAUAAAUGAUUCAUUUUUAUGGAAGCCAUUUAGUCUGUCGUAUCUGAAUGAACAGCUGAUGAAAUUGAAAUACAGGGCGCAUAACGCAUAUGUUUUGCAGAAUGCUCCUCCGGAAAAGCUUCUCGUAUUCAAGUGUUCAGAAGGAUGGGAACCUUUGUGCAAGUUUCUAGAUGUUUCCGAUGCCUGAUUUGCCGUUCCCGCACAAAAACAAAGGUGCAACCCUAACAAACGAGAUUUUAGAAGGAAAUCCAUUUGUACAAAAGAUGAAAAAGGAAGUCCAAAUAGCACUAUUCGUAAUAGUAAUUUGUACCGCUAUUGUAGUGUAUUUCUUUUUCAAUAGCUAGAUAGUUAAUAACAGUUCUAAUUUGAUAUAAUAAGAGCGAUUGAUUUGUCGACAUGCUCAUAAUAAAAAAUAACAAUGAGGCUUCAUCUUGCGUUGGUUUUAUUUGGGAAAACGCAUAGACCAAAAUAUAUGGAUUGAAGACUACUAUUCUCUAAGAUAAAUAGAUAGGAACGAUAUUAUUAUCGAUAGC
Messenger RNA from Styela clava, 1035 nucleotides. The record is from RefSeq and is a predicted model, not a curated record. Lineage: Eukaryota; Metazoa; Chordata; Ascidiacea; Stolidobranchia; Styelidae.